Molecule: messenger RNA, 1023 nt
Organism: Oryza sativa Japonica Group (Japanese rice)
Lineage: Eukaryota; Viridiplantae; Streptophyta; Magnoliopsida; Poales; Poaceae
Product: probable caffeoyl-CoA O-methyltransferase At4g26220
Molecular function (GO): S-adenosylmethionine-dependent methyltransferase activity; O-methyltransferase activity
Source: RefSeq, a predicted model, not a curated record
GAUGCCUUAGCUGCCACAUAGCUGGUGCCUGGUGGCGAGCGCAACGAACCACAAGGAAGAGCAGAUGGCGGCCACCGGCGCUGGAGAAGGCAAGGAGACGGCCGCCGUCGCCGGCGGCGGCGGCGGAGGUAGCCUGCACAGUAAGACCCUCCUCAAGAGCGAGCCGCUCUACCAGUACGUGCUGGAGUCCACCGUGUUCCCGCGCGAGCCCGACUGCCUGCGCGAGCUCCGCCUCGCCACCGCCAAUCACCCCAUGGCGGUCAUGGCGGCCUCGCCGGAUCAGGUGCAGCUGUUCGGCCUUCUGAUCGAGCUGAUCAGCGCCAAGAACGCCAUCGAGGUCGGCGUGUUCACCGGGUACUCGCUGCUCGCCACCGCCCUCGCGCUCCCUGACGACGGCAAGAUCGUGGCCAUCGACGUGAGCCGGGAGAGCUACGACGAGGUCGGAGCGCCGGUGAUCGACAAGGCCGGCGUGGCGCACAAGGUCGACUUCCGCGUCGGCCUCGCCAUGCCGGUGCUCGACGAGCUCGUCGCCGAGGAGGGGAACAAGGGGAGGUUCGACUUCGCGUUCGUGGACGCGGACAAGGUGAACUUCCUCGGCUACCACGAGCGGCUGCUGCAGCUGGUCAGGGUCGGCGGCCUCAUCGCCUACGACAACACGCUGUGGGGCGGCUCGGUGGCGGCGCCGCCGGCGGCGGCCGACGAGGCGGUGCCGUCGGGGCGGGACCGCUCGCUCGCCGCGCUCGCCAGGGAGUUCAACGCGGCGAUCGCCGCCGACCGCCGCGUCAAGCCGUGCCAGCUCGCCAUCGCCGACGGCGUCAUGCUCUGCCGCCGCGUGGCCUGACCACCACAACACACCGAUCCCCUCUCCAUGGAUGUACUUUUCAGAAAGUGCGUUGGGUAAAAGUAAAAAUGAAUAAAAGUUGCUACUACUUGGACUCUUUUAGUCAUAAAAUAUAAAAAUUUGGAUGAUGUGAGUAUCCUUAGAGCCUGUUUAGUUUUCAAAUAAAAUUUUUCAUAUUGUCA